This is a messenger RNA of Coprinopsis cinerea okayama7#130, 1047 nucleotides long. RefSeq lists its product as hypothetical. NCBI's taxonomy places the organism in Eukaryota, Fungi, Basidiomycota, Agaricomycetes, Agaricales, Psathyrellaceae. The coding region runs from base 1 to 1047 and encodes 348 amino acids. Gene Ontology annotation, molecular function: oxidoreductase activity. The record is from RefSeq and is a predicted model, not a curated record. The transcript is spliced from 5 exons.
AUGCCCACCUCCAACGGCAAGUUUCCAGUUCAGUCCGAGUUCACAGACACCAACCUUCAGCCUCGGUGGAUUCCAACUGUCGGCUAUGCUAUCCAAAACGCUUUGAUUUCGUUCGCUACGCUUGUCGUUUCCUUUGCUUCCCUCAUCGUCACUUGUUCCGUUGUUUUCCCUUUGUCUUUUUACAGGACAUUACUCGCACGGAGAACCGUGACUCUCAUCCCUCCUCGCGAGUCUCUCAAACGUGGGAAGGUCGUCCUCAUUGUUGGCGCAUCUCGCGGAAUAGGACUGGAGGUGCUCAAGCAAUAUUGCAACGAACCAGAGACCACAGUCAUUGCAGUGUCGAAAACGGCUGAUGUGCUGGAAAGCGCACUCGGAAGCCUUGGGGACGUCCCUGCUACCCUUCGUUCAGCAGCGCUCGAUCUGGCUGGUCCUUCGAGGUCAAUUGUCGAUAUUGUCAAUCGCCUGGAUCAGGAGUACGGUCCCGUUUCACACUUGUAUGCGAUCUCUGGAAUCACCAACUAUACCGAGGAUGAGUCGCCUUGGGACCUGGACUUCAAUGAGGAGAUGAUCAAGGUUAACGUCUCUGGGAUUGUCUCUCUCGUGAUGACCAUGUACGAGAGAAUGAAAGGACGGAGCUAUGGCAAGAUCUGUAUCAUUGGUUCCACUGCUGGAAUCUAUAGUCCAGCGAAUAUGAUCACCUAUGCGUCUACAAAGUCCUUCCUCAACACCUUUGCGACGUCGUUACGCGUCCUGGCUGCAUCUUCCAAGGUCGAGGUGGUCACCGUUGAGCCUGGGUUCAUCGACUCGCGCAUCACGAGGAAGAUGAGAGAGCAGGGCGCGACCCCACCCGAAUUCACAUUCAAAGAUGCUCGCGCCUUGGCAAAGAAGAUGAAAGAAACUGUGGAGGUCGGUGGAAUCGGGGUCUUAACCUGGCCAUUCAGCCAGGGUCUACUUUUCUGGGGUACGAGAGGCCUCAACCCCAUCCUCGAAGAAGCUGGGAAGUUCUUGAUGAUGAAAGCCAGGGUAUCUGGGAAGAAGAUCUCUUAA